AUGUUUCUUCAGACGAGUAAGUACUCAACGUCACCAGUAGUGGAACCAUUUUUAAAAUUUUUCUACUGGUUAGUUUUAGGCAACAAGAAGCUGCUAAUAGCGUGUGUGAUCGCGACAGUGAUCACGGUCUGUUCCAUCGUGGUACCGAUCAUCGUGGUAAACACGUACGAUGAUGCUCCACCGAAGAUUUCUGGUUUUGCUGGACGGGAUGUGCUCGAUGAGGUUCCUUUAAUUGACGGACACAACGAUCUCCCAUUCAGCAUAUACCUCGUGGAACGCAACCUGAUCAACAACUUCCAUCUGGACUCGAACCUUAAGGCGCACCCAGUAUGGUCUACAGUCAACACGAGCCACACGGACCUUCCUCGAUUGCGCCAGGGUAAGCUCGGAGCGCAGUUUUGGGUGGCGUACGUGCGUUGUGCCGACACGCAGUACAAGGAUGCCGUAGCGCGAACAUUGGAACAAAUCGACGUCACGAAGCGCAUCAUCCGGAAGUAUCCGAACGACCUGAAGUACGUCGGUUCCGCUGACGGCAUCAUCGAAGCGUUCCGCGAGAAGAAACUAGCCUCUCUGAUCGCUGUCGAAGGUGGCCACUCCAUCGACUCGCGGUUGUCGGUGCUGCGGUUGUACUACGAGCUGGGUGUUCGCUACAUGACGCUGACACACUCAUGUAAUACACCCUGGGCCGAUGCAUCUCCGGUGGACGACGUGAGCCCACCAGUGCAGCUGAACAACCUCUCAUCCUGGGGCAGGAAUGUGGUCUGGGAAAUGAACCGACUGGGCAUGAUGAUCGACAUAUCGCACGUCAGCUAUGGCGUCAUGCGGGACGCCUUGCGAUACAGCCGGGCACCGGUCAUCUUCAGCCACUCUUCGGCUCAUGCCGUCUUUGAACACCAUCGAAACGUGCAGGACGAUAUCUUACGUGAGCUCGCUGUGACGCAGGGCAUUGUGAUGGUCAACUUCUAUCCGCUGUUCGUUGGGGGAAAUACCAUCGACGAUGUUAUCAAGCAUCUGAACCACAUCCGUUCUGUGGCCGGUAUCGACCAUAUCGGGCUUGGCGGUGACUACAACGGUGUUGCGGUGACGCCAGAGGGCCUCGAGGAUGUUUCAAAGUAUCCGGAUUUGUUCGAUCUGCUUGCCCAGGGAUCACUUCGCUCGGGCGAAACGUUUGCUCCAUGGACUAGGGAGGAUCUGCAGAAGCUGGCCGGUUUGAAUCUACUGCGAGUCUUCCGUGAGGUAGAGCGUGUUCGCGACAGUCUCCUAGACCAGGACCCGUUUGAGGAUCUGAUCCCGUUCGAGGAGUUUGAGCGUGCCAACGUCGUCGAGCAGCCAUGCAUGACGGACAUGAACAUCCAUAAGAAUUAA
Messenger RNA from Anopheles nili, 1365 nucleotides. RefSeq names its product dipeptidase 1-like. Gene Ontology annotation, biological process: proteolysis. Gene Ontology annotation, molecular function: metallodipeptidase activity. The transcript is spliced from 3 exons. The coding region runs from base 1 to 1365 and encodes 454 amino acids. NCBI's taxonomy places the organism in Eukaryota, Metazoa, Arthropoda, Insecta, Diptera, Culicidae. The record is from RefSeq and is a predicted model, not a curated record.